Molecule: messenger RNA, 1861 nt
Organism: Pyrus x bretschneideri (Chinese white pear)
Lineage: Eukaryota; Viridiplantae; Streptophyta; Magnoliopsida; Rosales; Rosaceae
Product: UDP-glycosyltransferase 73D1-like
Exons: 1
Coding region: 1-1716 (571 amino acids)
Molecular function (GO): UDP-glycosyltransferase activity
Source: RefSeq, a predicted model, not a curated record
AUGGCGAAUGAGAUAUGGAUUGUUCCAUUUUUUGGGCAGGGACAUCUAUUCCCUCUAAUGGAGCUCUGCAAGCAAAUAGCCUCCCGAGACUUCAAAUCCGUUUUCGUUAUUUCUUCCAACUUCUCCUCCUCCGUCCCCUCUUCCCUCCGCCAACACCCGCUUGUCCAAAUCGCCGAAAUCCCUGAAUCAAUCCCAUCGUCUGAUCCUUCAACGCCGCCUCAGCCAACUCCUCCGCCGCUCCACCGCCACCACGAUCAACACAACCAGAUGGCUCUCGGUCUUGAGAAACUCCUCUCGACCCGAUGCCAGGGUUCGGAUUCUGCGCCCCCCGUAUGUGCCGUGCUUGACGUCAUGAUGGGCUGGACUGCCGAAGUUUUUAAGAAAUUUGAAAUUCCAACCGUAGCUUUCUUCACCUCUGGUGCUUGCUCUGCCGCCAUGGAGUAUGCCAUGUGGAAGGCUCAGCCCUUGGAUAUCAAAUCCGACGAGACCCGUUUGCUCCCCGGGUUACCCGAGGAAAUGGCUCUCACUCUAUCUGAUGUUAAACGACAGUCUCGCGGACCACCGCCACACGGUCAUGGUGGCGGCCCACCAACAGGGCCAGGUGCAGGUUUUCCUCCGCCACCCGGUCAUGGUGGCGGCUCACUAACAGGGUCAGCUGCCGGUUUUCCUCCGCCACCCAGCCAAGGUGUAGGUGGCUUUCCUCCAUUUGGCCCAAAUGCAGGUAUGCCUCUGCCGGGCCAAGAUGCAGUUGGUUUUCCUCCAUUUGGACCGGGGCACGGUAUGCCUCCACCCGACGCGCCUCUUAAUGGACCUGGGCCGGGGAGAAGGGGCCCACCGCAACCAGGAGGUAAACCACCGUGGACAGAAGAUGCUGACCGAUCUAUUGCGGUGAUGAUCAAUACGUGUGAUGAUCUGGAGCGUCCAUUCCUUAAGUACAUUGCGGAGCAAAUUGGAAAACCGGUCUGGGGAGUUGGCCCGCUUUUGCCCGAACAAUACUGGAAAUCGGCCGGUUCAAUUCUCCACGACCGCGAGUUCCGAACCAGCACCCGACGGUCAAACAUCACCGAAGACGAGGUGGUCGAGUGGCUAGACUCGAAGCCGCCCGGAUCAGUACUUUACGUGUCAUUCGGCAGCGAGGUGGGACCUACAGUGGAGGAGUACAAAGUAUUGGCUGAGGCAUUGGAAUCAUCCACCCAGCCCUUCAUAUGGGUGGUGCAAUCCGGUUCGGGCAGACCGCCGGGUCCUCCGCGGGCCGGUUCGGAAGGUGAAGAGGGAUACUAUCCACACGAAAUGGAGGCUCGAGUCGGGAAAAGAGGUUUGAUAAUACACGGAUGGGCCCCACAGCUGUUGAUCCUGAGCCAUCCAUCAACGGGUGGAUUUUUAUCACACUGUGGAUGGAAUUCAACGGUGGAGGCAAUUGGACGUGGGGUCCCGAUCCUAGCGUGGCCAAUCAGAGGGGACCAACACCACGAUGCCAAAUUGGUGGCGAGCUUUCUGAAAGUAGGGUAUCGCAUCCCUAUUCCUGACGAGAAAAUAUUAAUUAAGAAGGAAGAUAUAGUGAAGGGAAUCGAGAUGCUGGUAAGUGACGAGGACAUAAAACGACGAGCUUUGGAGCUGCGUGAGAAAUUUGGGCAUGGAUUUCCAACGAGUUCAGUUGCUGCUUUGGAUGCUUUUAGAGAUUUUGUUGCCCAAAAGCCAAAAGCAGCUUCUUGGUGAUCAGCUUGUUCUUGUUUGAUUGUUUGUUUGAUUUCUCACUUUUCUUCGAUGUAUCACUUAUCAGUGUAUAAUGAAUGUGUGUAAUUUUACUACACACGUCACACUUCUUACUACAAUUUGGAAUGUUAUGUGUUUGUUUAUAUCA